Molecule: messenger RNA, 1004 nt
Organism: Peromyscus eremicus (cactus mouse)
Lineage: Eukaryota; Metazoa; Chordata; Mammalia; Rodentia; Cricetidae
Gene: Pmf1
Product: polyamine modulated factor 1
Exons: 5
Coding region: 61-669 (202 amino acids)
Biological process (GO): chromosome segregation
Cellular component (GO): MIS12/MIND type complex
Source: RefSeq, a predicted model, not a curated record
AUCAGAGGUCUUGGUGGGAGGGGCUGCAGCAACAAUUCAUUUUGGCGGUUCAAUUUCAACAUGGCUGAGGUGAGCCAUGGUAAUGAGGCCGUGGAAAGGGGGCCUGAGGCCUCGUCUCCGGAAUCUGUGCCAGUUGACACGACCAUCUCCAGGGUGAAACUCCUCGACACCAUAGUGGACACUUUUCUCCAGAAACUAGUCGCCCCCAGGAGCUUCGAGAGAUUCACCAACUGUUACCAACACUUCCAUGAGUUGGAUCCUGGGGUGACGCGGAGUGUCUAUGACAAGUUUGUGGCUCAGUUACAGACAUCCAUCCGGGAGGAAAUCUCAGAAAUAAAAGAGGAAGGGAACCUGGAAGCUGUCCUCAACUCCCUGGAUAAGAUCGUAGAAGAAGGCAAAGCCCACGGAGAGCCAGCCUGGCGACCCAGUGGAAUCCCAGAGAAAGACCUGUGCAGCGCCAUGGCACCCUACUUCCUGCAGCAAAGAGACACCCUGUGCCGCCGGGUGCGGAAGCAGGAGGCCAAGAACCAGGAACUGGCCGAUGCCGUCCUGGCCGGGCGCAGGCAGGUGGAGGGACUGCAGCAGCAGGUCCAGGCCCUCCAGCAGGCAUGGCAGGCUCUUCACAGAGAGCAGAAGGAGCUGCUGUCAGUGCUCAGGGCACCUGAGUGAGGAGCCACUGGGCCCCAGAGCAGAGGGCAGUCAUGGUCUUGUGGAAGGCCUGUGGAGCCAGCUCCCCAUCCCCACUGCUUAGUUCUGGCGGGGUCACCCACACAUACCUUCAGACUCCUGCCGCCGCCCCACCCUGGGCAUCAGACACCAGCUUUGUCUCCCGGAGCUGCAGCCAGCCUUGCCCCCCACCCUCCUUCCGGUUGGUUCCCCAGCCCCCCUGCACUGGACGGGAUAGUGUUUUCAGUAUGCUCUGAUUGCUGCCUUGCUGGCCAGCCCAAGGGCCCCUGCCAUGUUCUCCCCACAUCUGUAAAUAAACUUCCUCUCCUGCACUGUAA